Molecule: messenger RNA, 633 nt
Organism: Dujonia railenensis
Lineage: Eukaryota; Fungi; Ascomycota; Pichiomycetes; Serinales; Debaryomycetaceae
Source: the annotation of a GenBank genome assembly
AUGAUUUAUUACUAUCAAAAUGACAUUCCAUUUAUUGAGUUCGCUAAUAAAUUAUCAAGUAAUGGAGUGGAAUCAUCUAUAAUUAUAAUGGAUCCGGCCUUGUAUAAUUCUUCUUUUGAGUUGGAACCAAAAUUUGCAACUGUUAAGAAUACUCAUCAAAUGGAACAUGUCAACGUGAUUUUAAUUGAAAAGCUCUCUGAACUUACUGAUUUACUAGAGCAGACAAUAAGAGGUAAGCUGGGACCCUUAUUUUCUUCAUCAAUUGUUGGCAUUUUUGAUAUUUUUCUGGGAUUCUUGAGCUUCGGGACAGCUAUUGAAACUUCAUAUUUCCUAGAUUACAAAGACUAUUCAGCAAAGACGUUGAAUUACAUAUGCAACCUCCUUUAUAAUGUUUCGUAUUACAGAGGAGUGAAUAUUUACAUAUCUGAUAGAGGAAAUGAAUUGAUAACGCUUGAUGAGCCUACCUUGAUUUCUAGGCAUCCCCUAAUUUGGAAUAGUAAGCUUCCAAGUACAAACACAACCUCACUACAAAAGGAAAAUGAUAUUGAUAAUGAAUUAAAGAAAUCAGUAGUGGAAGUUCCAUUGGAAUUUGUUCUAUCAAAAUGGAUACUGGAAGUAACAUAUUUACAGUGA